UCCCCGAGGCACGUGUCUCGUAUAAAAGCGGAAGGCGGCACAGUGGAUUGCGCACACAGACUCACGAAGCAUCUAUUGAGAGGUAACUCCACACCCCCUAAAUAACAGGAGCCACCAUGUCAGACCUCUGUGUUGGAAUCAACGGCUUCGGUCGCAUUGGCCGUCUGGUCCUGAGGGCUUGCCUUCAGAAGGGUGUCAGAGUUGUGGCCAUCAACGACCCCUUCAUUGAGCUGGAGUACAUGGUCUACAUGGUCAAGUAUGACUCCACCCAUGGUCGUUACAAUGGUGAGGUCCGUUGUGAAAAUGGCAAGCUCAUCAUCGAUGGCCAAGCCAUCUCUGUCUUUCAGUGUAUGAAGCCAGCAGAGAUCCCCUGGGGCAGUGCUGGAGCCAAAUAUGUUGUUGAGUCCACUGGAGUCUUCCUUAGUGUGGAGAAAGCCAAUGCUCACAUCCAGGGUGGAGCUAAGCGUGUGGUUGUGUCCGCCCCUUCACCUAAUGCUCCAAUGUUUGUCAUGGGAGUUAAUGAGGACAAAUACGACCCCUCCUCCAUGACAGUUGUCAGUAAUGCCUCCUGCACCACCAACUGCCUGGCCCCCCUGGCCAAAGUCAUCCAUGAUAACUUUGGCAUUGAGGAGGCUCUUAUGACUACAGUCCAUGCAUACACAGCCACCCAGAAGACAGUGGAUGGGCCAAGUAGCAAGGCCUGGCGUGAUGGCCGUUGUGCCCCUCAGAAUAUCAUUCCAGCCUCCACUGGUGCUGCCAAGGCAGUGGGCAAAGUCAUCCCUGACCUCAAUGGUAAGCUCACAGGCAUGGCAUUCAGGGUGCCAGUGGCCGACGUGUCAGUGGUUGACCUGACAUGCCGUCUGUCCAAGCCAGCAUCUUAUGCUGAAAUUAAGGAAGCAGUGAAGAAGGCUGCAGAUGGGCCCUUGAAAGGAAUUCUGGGAUACACUGAGGACCAGGUGGUGUCCUCUGAUUUCAUUGGUGACACCCACUCCUCCAUCUUUGAUGCUAGUGCUGGCAUCUCCCUCAGUGACAAAUUCGUCAAGCUCAUUUCCUGGUAUGACAAUGAGUUUGGCUACAGCCACCGUGUCACUGACCUGCUAAUGUACAUGCACUCCAAGGAGUAGACACUUCCUGGCUAUAAUGGAAGUCAGGAACGGGACCACCCCAACCCCUCCCUUCUCUUUAAAACACAAGCUCUGAUCAUAGCAUCACAGCCCCUAGCUCUACUAUAGUAUAGGUAGGCAGCAGUGUGAGUGUUCUGAGUUCAUUGUUUUCCUUUAAUGACAAGAUCAGUCAGUUACAGUAUUUGUCUGUGUGCACCCUCUCCACUGCCACUUUAGAUGUGUCAUAGUGGCUCAGUCCCAUGGUAACUACUGUAUCCAUCUCCCUGUUGUGUUUAGAGGAAGCUGAGGCAGAGCUACUGUAAGAAUGAGACAAAUAAAACUCUGAAAAAAAAA
Messenger RNA from Monopterus albus (swamp eel), 1457 nucleotides. It is a transcript of the gene gapdhs, whose product is annotated as glyceraldehyde-3-phosphate dehydrogenase, spermatogenic. Gene Ontology annotation, biological process: glucose metabolic process; glycolytic process. Bases 117 to 1124 code for a protein of 335 amino acids. Lineage: Eukaryota; Metazoa; Chordata; Actinopteri; Synbranchiformes; Synbranchidae. The record is from RefSeq and is a predicted model, not a curated record. The transcript has 11 exons. Gene Ontology annotation, cellular component: cytosol. Gene Ontology annotation, molecular function: glyceraldehyde-3-phosphate dehydrogenase (NAD+) (phosphorylating) activity; NAD binding; NADP binding.